GUAAUAAAGCCUGUGACGAACCACGUGGGGGUGCGGCGGCAGGCCCGUGAGGCGGGUUUGCAUUUGGUGCAAAAGGAGAUUUCGCGUUUCCAUCAUGAGAUUCGGGAACAGUUGACGACGCGUCCGGGUGAGACGUUGGUGUUUGGUGCGAGUCGGGAGGGAUUGCCAUCGGAUGCGGGGCAGUUAACGAGUGAGGUUACUGGAUCUUCGCGGGCAGAUGACAUCGUCUUGAAAGGUUUGUUCCCGAAGGCGGAAGGGCACGCGGAGGUCGAAAGUGCGCGGGUAGCCCGUCAGUUGCGGUUGGCGAUGGCUGCGGAAAUGCGAGAUGCCGCUAGGCGGAAGAAGGUGAAGAGCAAGAAGGCGCGGCACUUUCGGCGGAAGGAGCAUCAACGUGAACAGGAGCGACUGAUGGAGAGACUGCGACUCGAGAACCCUGAGGAGGCUGAACGGCUGCGUCAGGAGUGGGAAGUCAAAAGAGCCGAGGCAAGACUCAUGCUCGGCCAAAAGGCACGUCGCGCAUGGUCUCAAAUGGCGCGCCGCUUCGGUGGUAAGGCAAUGGAACGCACCAUCCAAGAAACCGCUAAAGACGCCGACGCCUUCAAGGCCUUCCUUGACAACAUGGCCGGACGCGCUGACCCCCAGGGGGAUGGGGAUCAGGAGGAUGAAGAGAGUGAAGAAGAGGAUGAAGAGGAGGAAAACCGCGGCGGCAUCUGGAACAUGAAAUUCAUGCAACGGGCACGCGAAAUGAACGCCGCCGCAGACCGAGAGGAACCGUCCGACGACGGCGAAGCAGAAGAAGACCUCGUUACCAAGUUCCUCAAUGCCAAACGCGACGAGGAAGAUGCCUAUGGCAAGGGGGCUUCUGAGAAAGCCGCCGGUGACAAGAACCGUGGCGACAAAAGCGGGGUCGCGGCUGAACCUCGUUCGGAGGAUGAACGUGGCUCAGAAGAUAGUUCUGUAAUGGAUGGCUCUGCAACGCACCUGAUGGACACGAUAUCCAGAAAGAGUGCGUCUCCCAGCGCUGCUAAGAGAAAAAUCCUGGAGAGUCCGGAAGACGGGAUUGACCUGUCUAUCUUGGGCCUGGCGGAGGAGUCGCCGAGUCCGUUCGUGGAGUCGUACUUCAGACUUAAGAAACGACGACGAGCGGUGGAGGCGGAGCCUGUUGAGACGAGCAUGACUAGGAGCGAGACGACGGACGAGUUGUCCAAGAUGUCGAAUUCAGCCGUGGUUCAGUUAGCCUUCAACCUAACCGGCGAAGAUGCGGAAACGGAGUUCGCGAAACGUUUGGAGGAGGAGGAGUUGGCUGUUGUGGAGGACGCCGUGGAAACGAUUCAGCCGACAGUGAUUCCGGGCUGGGGCAAUUGGGUGGGUGAGAACUACGUGGACCCGCGUGUGCUCGCCGAGCGUGAGAAACGGGCACAGAUGGAGAAAGAGUUAAAGAGGAAAAAACUUGAGCAACUCAGGAAACGAGGCUUAGUGAAAAUCAACCCCGAAGCUUGCCGCCCAAAAGACAAGUAUCUUGCGGGAAGUAUUCCACAGCAAUACAGAAAUGAAGCACACUAUAAAGCCGUCAUGGGACAAGGAAUAAGCAAAGAGUUCACCACCGUCACCAGUCACAAGCUGACCACGACCCCAACGGACAAGGCACUCCGGGGCAGGGUGAUCAGCGCAUUAAAAGCGCAGAAAUCCUCGUGGAAUAAUUUUUAG
This is a messenger RNA of Gregarina niphandrodes, 1707 nucleotides long. Its product is annotated as Utp14. Gene Ontology annotation, cellular component: nucleolus; small-subunit processome. Lineage: Eukaryota; Apicomplexa; Conoidasida; Eugregarinorida; Gregarinidae. The transcript has a single exon. The annotation marks the transcript as partial. The record is from RefSeq and is a predicted model, not a curated record. Gene Ontology annotation, biological process: rRNA processing.